GCUGGGGGAAAGAGGUACCAAAGCGCUGCGAAGCAGUGUGGUUUUUCCUUUUUCUUUUCUUUUUUUUCCCCCUUUUUUCCCCCCUCUCCUUUCAAUCACCCCCUCCCUCCGUUUGCACCCUUCUCCGGGUUUUUGACGUUGAAUCUGCGAAUUUCGAGGAGGUGGUGGUAGAGUGGGAGAAGUGUUAGGUUUUUUGGUCUUUUUUUUUGUUGUUUUUUCCUCCGUCUCCUUAGUUUCCACGUUUUUCCUCAUCCUCUCUGCCGCGGCCGCCGCUUCUUUUACCUGUUCAGCGGCCGCCGCGGGUCCCUGGCCGCAGAAGGUUAGGAAGGAGCUGGGAGUAUUUUAGAUUUUCAACCAAAAAAAAUUUAUAGACAAAUCCCUGCCGACCCCUCCCUUCUCUUCCACGGCCUCCGAGCUCAUUAUUCCGGUGGUGGCUCGGCUGGCAAUUUCGAGACUUUUCCCCUACGGUGUGAGCAGGUCGCCUUGGGGGACUUCCUUGACCUUCGCGCCCUCGCGGUGCACCUGGCGCUGCUCUUUUUGCGCCCCCACCUGUUGCGAGGCUUCCCUCCUUGCAAGUGGGACCUGCUUGCAGGCACCGCAGUCCCUCAGUCUCUCCCUGCAUUUUGCACGUGUCGGGAAGAAGGCACCUGCUCUCCCUGCGUGAAACUCACACCACCACCCCCCAAAAAAACAGUCCCCGACUUUCUCUUGGGCCCUAUCUCCCUGCUCUCGCGCUCUCGACCCCGCCCCGAGGUAAAGGGAGAGACCCGAGAAGAUGGUUCUCACCGCGGUCCUCCUGCUGCUGGCCGCCUGCGCCGGGCCCGCCCAAGGCCUGGGCUCCUUCGUGCACUGUGAGCCCUGCGACGAGAAAGCCCUGUCCAUGUGCCCCCCCAGCCCGCUGGGCUGCGAGCUGGUCAAGGAGCCGGGCUGCGGCUGCUGCAUGACGUGCGCCCUGGCCGAGGGGCAGUCGUGCGGCGUCUACACGGAGCGCUGCGCCCAGGGGCUGCGCUGCCUCCCCCGGCAGGACGAGGAGAAGCCGCUGCACGCCCUGCUGCACGGCCGCGGGGUUUGCCUCAACGAGAAGAGCUACCGCGAGCAAACCAAGAUCGCCGAGAAAGACUCGCGCGAGCAGGAGGAGCCCACGACGUCCGAGGUGACCGAGGAGACCUACGCGCCCAAGAUCUUCCGGCCCAAGCACAGCCGCAUCUCAGAGCUGAAGGCCGAGGCGGUGAAGAAGGACCGCAGGAAGAAGCUGACUCAGUCCAAGUUCGUGGGCGGAGCGGAGAACACUGCCCACCCCCGCGUCGUCCCGGCCCCGGAGACCAGGCAGGAGUCAGAGCAGGGUCCCUGCCGCAGACACAUGGAAGCGUCCCUGCAGGAGCUCAAAGCCAGCCCUCGCAUGGUGCCCCGUGCCGUCUACCUGCCCAACUGCGACCGCAAAGGAUUCUACAAGAGAAAGCAGUGCAAGCCUUCCCGUGGCCGCAAACGUGGCAUCUGCUGGUGCGUGGACAAGUAUGGGAUGAAGCUGCCCGGCAUGGAGUAUGUGGACGGGGACUUUCAGUGCCACGCGUUCGACAGCAGCAACACUGAGUGAUGCUUUCCCUCCCUGGUCACCCCUCACCCCCUCCCACCCACCCCCAGCCCCUGACUCCAGCCAGCGCCUCCCUUCACCCUAGGGUGCCACUCAUUUCAUCUCAUUUUAAGGGGGAAAGAAAUAAUCAUAUAUGUACCUCUUUGAGGAAACUGGGGCCCUCGGAAUCUCUAGCAAGGUCUCAACUUUGAAAGCGGCAACAACCGAGACACGAAAAGCUAAGGCUACGCCCUUCAUAAUGGUUUUCGUUUGGGUUUCGAUACAAGUUGACUGAACAGGGAAAGGGAGCAGAGGAAGGCUCAGAGAGACAGGGGGAAGGAAGCAGAGGCGUAGGAAAGAGGCCGGAAAGGCCAUUCGAGUUUGGGGAAGGAAAAAGAGGAGGGACGUGGGCAGGCAGGAAGGUGGCACUAUGCCCACCUUUUGCAUCCAUGCCUGCCUGGGCUGGGGAGAGACUCAGGCAUCCCAAGGUGUGACCCGAGCUGUGGCCUGAGUGACAUGCGUGGAGUGUCCCCAGUGCAGAGCGGUUAGGAGGGAGGGAAAGAGACAAAGCACAGCAGUGCCUCUGCGACCCCUGUCCCUCCUCCAGCCCAAGAUGGAGAUGGCUCGACCCUGGACCUUCCUCUCCCCUUGCCCCUGAAGGGUGUUCUUCCCCCAAAAGAAUUGACUCUUGAAUAACCAGAAAUGCAUUCCGCCCCUUUGAAAGCACAGCAAAUUGAUAGGCAUCCCUAAAGGGCUACCCUAAAUAUGACAUACGGGGCGUGUCUUUCGCACCCUACUCAGACGCUGAGAAACCCGAACACAGCCCCCAAUGCGGCAAAGACUCGUUCCUCCUUGCACAUGCGAUUCCGGGUCCUCAUUCCAUCCGCCCCACGUUAACGCAGCCUCUGGUGGGAGGGCUGGUGAAAGAUGAAAGACCUCUGUGGGCCUCUGUCUACGGACCAGGCCCCACGUCGUCCUAUAUAGGCAUAUACCUAUCUCUUCCUUUCUUUCUUCCUUUCAAUGGUUUGCAUUAACUUUUCAAAGUAGUUCCUACGGGGCAUUGAGGAACAUCCUCAUUCUGGGGAAACGAAGAGACCCUGCUUCUUGUCAGACCAUCCAACUUCUGCUGGAGCCCUCUGGGCCAGACUGUGGGAGUCUUUUGUAAGAUUUCCUAUGUACACAUGUUCAUACCCACGUGAGCUGUGCCAUCAAGCUAGGGAGACACCGGGACUCCGUGGUGCACAGACGGUGUCCCCCAUCCACUCCAUGUGUGGACCCUCAGGAAGUGACUGCCUCUGAAUAUCACACCAGGGGAGCUUUGAUCCUGCACCCCCAUCCCGGCCCUCUUCAGUUCACCCGGGCGGAGCCUGCAGCACUGUGCAAGCCCCUCCCAGCCUUCAUACCCGGCAGAGUGAGAAAAAGAGGAGGGAGAGUUGACUGCGACUGAGAGAGUCAAAGGAUGGUCCAGGCCAGGGGCGAUGGAGUGGAGGAAGGGAGGGCUGACUGCCCAUUCUGCUGUGGGGACAACGCGGCAGAAAGAAGAAGCCAACAGAGCCUUCCCUGGCUUUCCCACGCUGGGCUUCAAGGGGAAGAAGAGAUGAAAACGGGGGAGCAGACUGUCCAUAGCAAUGGACUCAAUCCGGGCCGUCAAGCAAGAGGAGGUGGGAACCAGUACGUGGCUUCUGAACUUCAUAAGCUGGAAUGGAGCAAAGCUGAGUAGAGACUGGCGUGUUUUUGAAAGGACGAGACUGUGCUCAGAUGCCCAGCUCUGGCCUGCAAGGAGGAGUGGAGAUCAAAGCGGCUUUCAAGCUCUUCAUCCGUUCUGGCCAGUCCCUGCUUCCGCCCCUGCGUGGAGGAUGGAAGAAAGGGCCAGGACCACCAGAGAAUGGAGGUUCCGUUGGUAGCCAGAUUCGGAACAAAGAAAAUCCCGCUCUCCCCUGACUUCUUCAACCGAUGGGUGGCCUUGGGCCAUCCUCAAAGGCUGGAGAUAGCCUGGCUGGAAGGAGCAGUUGGACAGGCGAAGGCACAGCCUUCUCUCUCUCUCCUCUCUCCCUCUGUGGACACACUGUCUCCGCUUCCCUGAUGGCAUGACACAGUGGAAGCCAACACUGAACUUGGGGCCAAGAGCAAAUAGUAUUUCAACUGUUGGAAAACAUCCCACGAUUGAAUGUGGAUGAUGUCCCCUGCUCCUUACCUGGACAGGACAGUGGACUUGGGUUGGGAGCGGUGGCCAAUCUUUAUAUGACAAAGGGACAGAUGGGGAAGGAAGCCAGGAGGACUUACUGACCUGCCAUGUCAGUGUGCCCCAUCUCUCUGCACAGUUGUCCCCAAACUGACAUUUCUAGAUGUCUUAGGCCAGUAUCCUAAACCUUCUCCAGAAUCCUGCUUCUCGGCCCAUUCUUUCUUUGCAUCUUGAGCAGUCCUCUGAGACCCGCCAAGUGGGUGUUAGGGUGUGAUUCACCCUAAGAAAAGACUGAGCUGGGAAGUGCAUGCCCCCUCCCAAGGCCGGCACCUGGUUUUUUUAAAUGGAGGCUCCCUCGUUUCUCCCAACGUCGUCGGCUGGACUUUGAAUGGCUCGGUUUUUGCUGCCAGCCAUGAGGAGGGGGAUGAUGGCCACCUGGUUUUACUCAGCCAGACUCUUGAGAAUUCCAAGUUCAUGUCUACUGACCCAGACGUGCAAGUCUCCAACGCUUGCAGGAGGUGGUUCUGGGCUGAUAACGCCUCCUACAGGAAGGAACCUCAUGGACAGGUGGAACUAAGCCUCCCCGAGUAGGAGGUCUCCCCUGAGCCAGGGGCACAAGGCCAGGGCACGGGAGUCAUGGAAGGAGGAGUGGAAUCUCUUCCCUUGGCACACGUGGGAUGAGGCUGUCGGUCCUGAGCAGGCAUCUCUCUGACUACAGGAAAACUGUUGACUGACUCUCUGUUCACCUGGAGGCCUUAGACUCCGGGUGAUUGGAAUGAUCAAAAUAGCCUUCCAUGGUCCUGCCAAGAAACCACAGAGGCCUCAUCUCUUCCCUCUUCUGACCUCCUCACUCCAGUAGAGUGAAGAAGCCUGGGUCUUCCCCACGCCCAGGGCAAAGACCACCAAGGCAGCCCCUUCUUCCUCCAGCCUGCCCUGACCUACCCAGGCAAAGGCAGGCAUCCCUGAAGGAAGUGACUGCGUAGUCUCACUGACAGCCAGGCCUAUACAGACAGGCCUGGAGACACUGAACCCCAACAGGGGAGGACGACGGACCCAGAGAAGCCUGGUGGGGUUGCAUUUCCUCACGCCUGGCUCCAUUUCCCACCAUCUCCCCUGUGGUCAUGGCUGCCCUACAGGGUUAACAUCCACUGAGGGAGGUACCCCUCAACCACUGUCUCCCACCCCCUAGUUUCUUAGCAGCCAACAGGGCUGCCAGCGUGCCCUGCCAAGCCCCACCACCACCCUUGCCCUGUGGGGCCGUCUGUUCCCAACCUCCAUCCAUUCAGAACCCGGAGGGCACAGUUCAGUCUGGGGAUUUCAUUGAGCCAAAGGCCAAGAAGAAGCAACCCUUUGGUCGCCAAGGAGAGCGGCUGGGUGUGCAAGAGAAAGGAGAUCACGUGUGGAUGAGGGCGUGGGGUUUUCCCACCAGCAACCGGGGCUUCCUACCAUGUUCAUUUUUUAAAACCACUAACAUGCAAGACGUCUCUUGCACGGUUUCUCUGCGCUCUUCUUCUGGUGUUUUCUUUUUUGUAAUGCUUCUUGGGUUUUCUUAUGGAGUCGGAGCUUUAGGCGUUUCCACGGGCUCUGGCCUUCUCUAACCAGCCCUGGCUCGGGAAAGGGAAGAGGGCGGGUAAGUGAGGGAGGGGAUCCCCAGCUGCCCUGCGCCCAGUCACCCUGCUUCUCCCGUCACUUAGCCUGAGCCCCACACCUGCCACCGCCACCGCCACCACCGUCACACAGUAGCUCACAGGGACAGCGCAGCACCGUUGUCAGACAAGAUUCCUUCAGAUUCCGAGUUGCCGACUGGUUUUGGGGGUUUUUUUUGUUUGUUUUGGUUUUUUGUUAUUUCUUUGUUUUUAGACAGCAAUACCCACAGCACAUAUGACUAGUUCUUUGUAGUUUGACAUACACACCGACCAUAGCUCUGUUCUCUCCUCCUGCUUGUUUUCAAUGGUUGUUCCUUUUGUUGCUGUUGUUUUUUAAAUAAAUGCUCAUAAUCUGA
Echinops telfairi (small Madagascar hedgehog) is the source of this 5754-nucleotide messenger RNA. RefSeq names its product insulin like growth factor binding protein 5 (gene IGFBP5). Gene Ontology annotation, molecular function: insulin-like growth factor II binding; insulin-like growth factor I binding; fibronectin binding. The transcript is spliced from 4 exons. Lineage: Eukaryota; Metazoa; Chordata; Mammalia; Afrosoricida; Tenrecidae. The record is from RefSeq and is a predicted model, not a curated record. The coding region runs from base 776 to 1594 and encodes 272 amino acids. Gene Ontology annotation, biological process: regulation of insulin-like growth factor receptor signaling pathway. Gene Ontology annotation, cellular component: extracellular region.